CUCAACUGAAGUGCCUUGUGUCGUACCACAUGGCUGCAUGAUUCCGGUGUGUUCUGGAUUAAACGAAUAUUUAGUAAAAUUUUACAUGGUUACUUUGUGGUAAAUAAAAUAAGGUUUAAAAAUAAUGUCACAAUUACAAGCGAGGUUCUUUACAGAGGACAAAAGGUACGUUGUGGAUGAUGUUCCAUUCUCCAUCCCCGCUGGUUCUGAAGUGCAGGAUCUCAGUAAUGUCAUCAACAAGCUACUGGAGGCUAAAAAUGCAUCUCAUAGAAAAGUGGAGUUUGACUUCUUGGUCAGGGGUCAGUUCCUGCGCACACCACUGUACACUCAUAUGGAGUCAGAAGGAAUAUCUACGGAAGAUGUGGUGGAGAUUGAAUAUGUCGAGCGAAUCACUGCCCCAGAGCCUGAGGAGUGCUUGAUGCAUGAUGACUGGAUUAGCUCCGUGGAUGCAGAUCCAGAAUGGAUUCUGACAGGUUCGUAUGACAAGACAGCCAGAAUCUGGUCUGUGGAAGGCAAGGCGAUUAUGACUGUGGCCGGACACACAGAUGUGGUCAAAGACGUCGCUUGGGUCAAAAAAGAUGGCUUGACCUCUCUGCUUCUGACGGCCUCUCUGGAUCAAACCAUUCUCUUGUGGGAGUGGAACUCUGAGAGGAACAAGGUGAAAGCCAGACACUGCUGUCGAGGACACACUGGGAGCGUUGACACCAUCGCCACAGACCCCAGCGGCUCAAAGUUCUGCAGUGGAUCCUGGGAUAAAAUGUUGAAGAUCUGGUCAGCAGUGCCAACAGAAGAUGCAGAUGAAGUUGAGGAGCUUGCAGACCGACCGAGGAAGAAACAAAAGACUAAUCAGCUGGGUCUGACCAGGACUCCCCUGAUGACAUUGUCUGGUCACAACGAGGCGGUGUCCUCUGUUCUGUGGUGUGACAGUGAGGAGCUGUGUAGUGCAUCCUGGGACCACACAAUCCGCGUGUGGGAUGCUGAGACCGGAGGAAUGAAGACUACACUGUCGGGCAGUAAAGUGUUUAACUGUAUUUCCUACUCACCUCUGUGUCGACGGCUGGCCUCAGGCAGCACCGACAGACACAUCAGACUGUGGGACCCCCGAACCAAAGAUGGGUCGUUGGUGCUGCUGUCUCUGACCUCCCACACUGGCUGGGUCACGGCUGUAAAGUGGGCACCUGCACAUGAGCACCAGCUGGUUUCCGGUUCCCUUGACAACCUAGUUAAACUGUGGGACACGAGAAGCUGUAAGGCUCCUUUGUAUGAUCUUGCUGCCCAUGAGGACAAAGUGUUUUGUGUGGACUGGACAGAAAGCGGGCUGAUGCUGAGCGGAGGCGCCGAUAACAAGUUGUACACCUACAGAUACUCAUCCUGUCAGACAGACGCAGGGGCGUAGGCUCCACAGAGAACAGUCGAGAUCCACCAGCGCACCCAACCAGUGGAUGGAGACAAAUUAAUAUUACAGUGCUGCAAUAGACUGAAGAAAGCAGAAUCUUAACUUUUGUACUUUAUAAAACCUACUCAUUACCCUGUUUAUUAUUUCUGCUUCAAAUGAGGUUCUUUUGUGUCUUUAUUUUCAUAUAAAUCACUGUAAUGUCUUCAAUAAUA
Thalassophryne amazonica is the source of this 1608-nucleotide messenger RNA. It is a transcript of the gene wdr12, whose product is annotated as WD repeat domain 12. The record is from RefSeq and is a predicted model, not a curated record. Bases 125 to 1396 code for a protein of 423 amino acids. Lineage: Eukaryota; Metazoa; Chordata; Actinopteri; Batrachoidiformes; Batrachoididae. The transcript is spliced from 13 exons. Gene Ontology annotation, biological process: maturation of 5.8S rRNA from tricistronic rRNA transcript (SSU-rRNA, 5.8S rRNA, LSU-rRNA); ribosome biogenesis; maturation of LSU-rRNA from tricistronic rRNA transcript (SSU-rRNA, 5.8S rRNA, LSU-rRNA). Gene Ontology annotation, molecular function: protein binding. Gene Ontology annotation, cellular component: PeBoW complex; preribosome, large subunit precursor.